UUUCUUGAGAUUUUUUGCUUAUUUUCGUAUAAAUACUUCUUUGAUUAUAGAUGUGUUCCCAGGAAGCGAGUAUGUCUAAGCAUUAAUCAUAAAAGCUGUAAACAGUACGACUGCGUCGACAUAGAGCAAAAUUGCAACCUACAAUUAAAUUCUCCCGUCUGCGAUACCGAAAAUAUUGAACAUAACAAUCUAUGUUGGUUACUACAAAAACAAAAGCUUCUGGCAUAUUAUGGAAAAUGUAUGCAUCACUGCCGAAGUAACGGAGUGGUGUGUGGACACAACGGAGAGACAUACAAUAGCGAAUGUGCGGCGUGGGCCGAAAGAGUUUCGGUGGAUUACAUGGGCCCUUGUGUUGCCGUGGGAGCCUUCGACGGCUCUACAACUACGAGAUGUAACAGUAUCAAGUGUUCUCCUUUACCGUCUAAAUAUUGUCCGCACGUGUAUCCACCAGGAGGAUGUUGUCCGGUGUGUGGUGCGGCGUUACGUUUGUUAUUUACUCGAAAGAUGACAGAUUGGAUAGUGGAAACAAUCGGUAACGUAGAGCCAGUCGUGGUUCAAACACUGGCAGAGAAGUUACGCGAGCACGUAAAGAUCUUGGAGUGCGACGUCUUUGCGUAUCUGAGCGUAAAAUCGGACAUCAUAGCUCUGAUCGUCACCACAAUGGAUCAUCCCACUAAAGUUCAAAUCGAAUCUUGUAUAACGGAAGCUAAGAAAUUGGAAUCGCUGAUACAGAAAUCUUCUCCCACUCUGUUAACUGAUUUGUCCUUAUCGUUUAUUAGCGGUGCCACCAUGAUCGAACCCAUAAAUUGUUCUUAUAAAUUAGACAGUGCUGUGAUACUUCUGCAAUUGUUAACUGUUUUCUGGUGCUAUGUAUAUGUAAUAUAAAUAUUAGCA
Messenger RNA from Centruroides sculpturatus (bark scorpion), 894 nucleotides. RefSeq names its product reversion-inducing cysteine-rich protein with Kazal motifs-like. The annotation marks the transcript as partial. Gene Ontology annotation, cellular component: plasma membrane. Gene Ontology annotation, molecular function: protein binding; metalloendopeptidase inhibitor activity. The transcript is spliced from 5 exons. The record is from RefSeq and is a predicted model, not a curated record. Gene Ontology annotation, biological process: extracellular matrix organization. NCBI's taxonomy places the organism in Eukaryota, Metazoa, Arthropoda, Arachnida, Scorpiones, Buthidae.